Molecule: messenger RNA, 1302 nt
Organism: Saccostrea cuccullata (small rock oyster)
Lineage: Eukaryota; Metazoa; Mollusca; Bivalvia; Ostreida; Ostreidae
Product: peroxisomal membrane protein PEX14-like
Exons: 9
Coding region: 96-1097 (333 amino acids)
Biological process (GO): protein import into peroxisome matrix, docking
Cellular component (GO): peroxisomal membrane; peroxisomal importomer complex
Molecular function (GO): signaling receptor binding
Source: RefSeq, a predicted model, not a curated record
AAAACAUCGGGAACGAUGUUCAGAUGAAAGAUAUUCCGAAAAUAAUCAACCAAUCGUGAAUAGCGAAACAAGAUUUGUUCGGCUGAUGUGACAAGAUGGCGGAAGAAGAAACAAAGUCAGUUGAUAUACCAAAAGAGAUACUUGCACCACCAGAGGGGCCCAGGGAAGAUAUGAUUUCAACAGCUGUUAAAUUUCUGCAAAACCCUAAAGUUAGGAAAAGUCCUUUGCAACAAAGAAAGGCAUUCCUAGAGAGAAAAGGUCUUACAAAAGAGGAGAUAGAAAUGGCAGUCAAAAGGUCAGGGGUUACAGAAGAGGUCACGGUGGCUGACCACAACAUGCAGAAUACAGUUGUGCCAUAUGCUUCUCCAAUCACAGGACCUCAGGUUUAUCAACAGAUGGUACCAUACAGUGGAUGGAGCAGAGUACGAGAUGUUCUGUCAGUCAUUGCCUUGGUCGGAGGGCUUUCUUAUGCAGCAUACAGAUUCUACAAAGAAGUGAUUGGGCCUUUAUUAUUUGGGAAAUCAAAAGAGGAGGAUAGACUGGAGAAAAUGGAGAGGACUAUAACAGAACUACAACAGAGUAUUGUUACAACGCUGGCCAAAGUACAGGAGUCUCUGACAGUGCUACAAAGCAUGGUGUCUAAACAGGAUGAAAAACUACAGUCAAUCUCUCAUGAUGUUUACAAUAAACAGUCCUCAGAAACACUUGCCAGAGUGCAGGAGUCACAGUUCUCAACGGAAAUCAAAUCAGAGCUGACAUCUAUAAAGGGAUUGUUACUAAACAGACGACAGUUCCCACCCACCCCAGUAUCCACACCUGUGUUACCUGCCUGGCAGCUUGCCAGUAGUUCACCCGGUACAGCUACACCGACGAAGACACUAGUGACACCUGGCGGAGACAGAGGGGUGUCUGAGGAUGCACUCCUCAACAACAACGGGAAGGACAAGUCAGAAGAGGAUCAGAAGCCAGUUGAAGUACAGUACAGCUCCACCAGUUUGGCUGACUCCACCUCCCCCGAGAAGGAAUUACUGAACCAUGACACAAAUUCAGCGGAAAACAGUCAUGUGAUUCAGCAGGAGGAAGAGGAAGUGGAUUAAAGCGGGGACAAUCUAUCUGUGAUACAUUAGGAAUUUAGGAGAUAUCAAGACUCAGUGAUUAUACAAGCAUCCAGUCAGAAUUUUAAGUGAUUGAUUGUUAUGAAAUGUUUAAAUGAAUUCAAUGUUUGUUUUAAAACAUGAAAUAAUGAAUUGUAAUUGCUCAUAUGUAUUUGUUCAUAAAAAUAAAAUUUUUAUAAAGUUGUCA